Harmonia axyridis is the source of this 8582-nucleotide messenger RNA. RefSeq lists its product as uncharacterized. Gene Ontology annotation, biological process: carbohydrate metabolic process; chitin catabolic process. The record is from RefSeq and is a predicted model, not a curated record. Bases 367 to 8307 code for a protein of 2646 amino acids. Gene Ontology annotation, cellular component: extracellular region. NCBI's taxonomy places the organism in Eukaryota, Metazoa, Arthropoda, Insecta, Coleoptera, Coccinellidae. The transcript has 7 exons. Gene Ontology annotation, molecular function: chitin binding; chitinase activity.
UUUUCUACGCUAUGGCGCGCCCUGAUGUGUCCACACACACCGGCAUACCCCAAAUACGGAAUCUGCAUGUGUUCGUGGAUCAUGACAAGAUCGAGAUAUUGAGCAAUAAGAUCGACUUAUUCACCAUUUAGUCUCGGUAAAAAGGUGGGCAAGUUUACCCUUCAUUCUGGACAGCAGGACCACCAGAACUCAGUACGUUUGUCGACUUCGAUUCGAGAGCACCUGAAACAAUUUUUUUUCAACGAAAUAGGGGGCACUUUCGAUUUCCGUGAGACUAGUGUUGUGAGUCAGAGGAGGAGACCUUGCCUGAACGUGUUAAAUCAUAGAUACCCUGAAAUGCGGUUUAUUUGAACACAAAUAAAAAAAAUGCAUUUCAAACUGCCCCUGUUGCUGUUAGCAACAUUUUUCAUCGAUUCUAUUUGGACUAAAGACUGUGCCAAGCUUAAGUCCAACACCAAACUUUUCUGCUAUUAUGGAGACAUCAAAGAGACUGAAAACUUGUGCAAAUGUACACAUGUAGUUCUUCCUGAAGGUACAGAAACUAAGAUCGUUCAGAAAUUGAGGAAACAGAAUGCCGAUGUUAAAAUAUUGGUCACCGUCAGUGAAUUCAAUGAGAAACUGGUGGAACUUCUCAAAAACACCCAGGUGGACGGUGUGGAGUUGAAUCUUCGAAAGAUUGACACCAAGAACGACCUAAUGGACUUCAUAUCCACAGUCAAAUCCAAAUUGGGAUCAGAACAUUACAUUGCAGUGUCUGUACCUUCGAAAACAGAGAGUUUGGCCAAGAAUUUCGACUUCAAGGAGCUCAGCAAGCAAGCUGAUGUCUUCAUCCUCAACACUGCCUUUUUGGGGGCUUCUCAGAAUGUUACCUUCCAUCCUAGCAGGUUGUCUGGUUUAUGGGACAUGCAAAAUACGGACUCGAUGGUGGAUUUGGUCAGUGGUCUAGGAGCACCCUUAUCCAAAAUAGUGAUCGCCGCCCCUGUGCAAACGUUUGCCUUCACACUGCAGAGCGAAAAAUUCACAGCACCUGGAAGUCCAGCUACUGAAGUCAAAUCUAUCACUAGAAAGGAGUUGUGCGAUCUUAUGCAAGAGAAAGGUGUGGAAUGGACCUUAGAAAGAGAUCAGGAUCAAGCUGGACCUUAUAUUUUCAGAGGAAAACAAUGGAUCGCUUUCGAAGAUGAAACCAGUAUCGACAUCAAAACAAAAUACGCCAGAGUUCGAAGUUUGGCCGGUGUAGCCCUCAAAGACCUCUCUCAAGACUCAGAAACCAAAUGCGGGUCUUCCAUACUCAGCGCUGCAUUCAAGGGCUUAUCCAAGCAAGCCCGAGCUCCCAGAGGAGCAGUGUUGCAAACGUUAGAGAGAGAAAUCCUUUCACCAUCCUCCACUCACAGUUCCACAGUCCAUGACUCACCCUUCAGAAUCUCAAGGAUAAUAGAUACAGAGGGAAAAAUCCACGUUGUCCGACAGGACACAAGAACAGAAUUUGAGUGCUCUAGGCAAGGCUACUUUGUCCAUCCAAGAUCAUGCAACAGGUUCUACAGGUGCGUCAAAUUCGACCAAAGAACUGAAGAAUACAACGUAUUCGAAUUCGACUGUCCUGCUGGUUUGACUUUCGAUGAGAAGACUGAAGUUUGUGUUUGGCCUGGAAGCCUUCCUCACGCUUCUGCUUGCUCUGGAAGCAGUGAAAUCGCUCCAGUCCCACAAAAGAGAUUCUCAUGCCCAACAGAGCCAGGUUAUUACGCUGAUCCAGAAAACUGCAGAUGGUUCUUCGCUUGUCUCGACCAUGGAGAACCCACCAUGCAAGCCUACGAGUUCAGAUGCCCCUUUGGACUUGUCUUUGACGAAGAGAAACUGCUCUGCGAAUGGUCUUGGUUGGUACCCAAAUGCGGAAGUGGUGCAGCAGUGACUUUGAGCUACUAUGGUGGAGUUUCCACCAACAUCAACCAAUACGAUGGUUUGGGUGUGCUACAAAGCGUUAAACUUGGAGGUCUUCAAGGUCCCAUACAAGCAGCUGAGGCUAAGACUUACAGCAAUGUUGGUUUUGUUGGAUUGACAGAUAAGACGUUGAAUGAUGGAAGACUUUUCGCUGAGAACUCUGCUAGGUUCAUUGAUGCCUCAAGACGUCUUGGUCUGUCGUUGAAAGCAACUCAAUCUUUGUAUAAUGCAGGUCUUUUAUCUGAAAAAUUGGCUGCCAUUGGACUUAGUCAAGAUGAUUUCGGUAUUAAGAAUUUGGCAUCUGAAGUGAACGGUGGUUUACAUCAGAACUUUGGUCAACAGGACCAAUACUUAGUACAGAAUCUGAAUGGUUUAUCUUUGACACAAUCCCAACAAGAUGGUUCCAAUUCUGGUUAUGGUUCACAAUCAAGUCUGACUAACUCUUUCGGUGCUAAGAAUGGUCAAUACAUCUUGCAAUCCAAUAUAGCCGGAGCAAAUUCAGCAUCCUACAAUAACCUCUAUCAACAAAGUUCUUCUGGAGGAAUCAAAGCUGGACAAAAUCAAGACUUGAGCACUUUAGAACAAUCACUACAAGAUCAGUUGAGUUUGAAACAACAGAAUGGACAAAUUCAAUUGGGACUGACUCAACUGAAUUUAGACAAUGCUGCUAUAAACCGAGUCAAUACUGAAGGAGGACAAUAUAAUCAAGAAUACAGCAACUUGGGAGGCAAUGCUUACUCGCACAGUUACGUAAAUUUCGGCCAGUCAGGUUCACAACAGCAAAGUGUGAAUCUUGUAGGAAACUCACAUGUACAAGGUCUUGGUCAACUCAGUUUGGGUAGUGAAGGUUUAUCAAGAACUGGAGGAGAACAACUCGUACAACAAGUCAACUUGGGAGCUGAUGGAUACUCACAGAGUCAAGUUAAUUUGGAUCAAAGUUCACAAGAUCAGUUGGCUAGUUCUCUAAAAAAUAUCCAGCUGGGACAAACUGGUUAUUCUCAAAUAGGCUCAGGACAACUCAUUGGAGGACAAGUACAAUAUCAGCAAGGAUACAAUAAGAACUCAGGAGCCUUUAGUCAUAGCUAUAUGAAUUUGGCUCAAAAUCAAGGAGAACUGAUUUCAGGUAACUCUGCUGCAAGUCAACUCAACAUAGACCAUAGUGGAAUAUACAGUGGAUCUUCAGAAGAGGGCAGAAUAAAUAUCGAAGGAGGUUCACUGAAAUCAAGCGAUAAUUUGAAAACAACUGGAUACAGCAACAGUUAUUUCAAUUUGGGACAAUCAUCAGGAGAGCAAAUCAAAAUUAAUCAGCAAGGACAGUUGAAUGUAAAUCAACAAAAUCUAGAGUUGGACAAAAUACAGUCUGAUGCACGUCUGGAAGCACAAAAAGUUCCAGUGGAUAAUAUUGAACAGUUAAAUAUUGGAUUUAACGGUUACAGGCAAAAUGGUAGCAUCCUCCUUCAAAAUGUUGAAAUAAACGGUGCAGCUGGAACCUACACCGAUGAUAUAGCACAAUCGAAUUUGAAUUUGGGGUUGGAUUCUAGUGAUUUUACACAUGUAACACCAGCUUCUGUUUCUCACACUACCGCUAGUAGCUUUGAAUCUAUUGUUUCUGCUACUCCUUUGGGAACAAUCGACAAUCACAACGGAAAACAAUCGGUGGACACCUCAGCUAUCGAAUACUCUAUUAAUAAUUUAGAAGAAACGAAGAAUAAAGAUGCACAGAGCUACAACAACAACCAAGCAACAAGUUAUCAGUUCAUACAAAAAGAACAACCAUCUUUUGUAUCUUCAACUCCGUCUGUUAUUCUCCAACAAGAUGUACAAAGACUGUCCAACAAAGAUUAUUCAUCUAUUGAAUACAAGUCCCAACCUGAAAUAUCCUUCAACGUACCUCAGGUACAGUAUGUGACAUCCACUUCACGUCCAGUAACACAAGAGGUGUAUAUUAAAACAGCUACUGGUCCUUCAGUUCAAUAUGAAGGAAAUUCCAAAAUAACAUACAGUCAGCAAACUCCAAAUGUAGCAUUCUCAACAGCUGGUGAGAAAGGAAUACUAUCUGGCCAAAGUUAUUCUGAAAAUGGCGGAUAUAGCUAUGACAGACCAUCAGUUACGUUUGAAGAAACCCCAGUUGUAAGUUCGACUCCUUCCUAUGUUGCUGAAGUAGAAGCAGCUACACCUUCCUCCGCCACAAGUUAUUCUUAUACGAAUAGAGCUGAACGUGUUAGAUAUCAAAAGGUGUCUAAACCACAAGUUAUUGUACAGCAACCUCAAGUAGUUAUAGCUUCAACUCCCUCAGCUGGUACUUCCUCUAGCUACUUUAGGCAAGACACAAGUAAGAUAACAUACCAAACACCACAGUUGGUUCAACAACAACCACAAGUUGUCUCUUCUUACAACUACAUCAAACCUGUAACUUAUGAUCAACCCAAACUCACCCUUGUUCAACAGCCACAAGUUGUUGCUCAAAAGCCGUCAGUCGUUGCUACAAGUUAUAAUUAUGUAAACCAAAACCAACCACAGAUUCAACAAACAAAAUCAGAGGGAGUAUCUGCUAGCUUCAGUUAUGUACAACCAGAAGUGAAAAGCCAAGUUUUUGUUCAGCAACCACAAAUUGAGCUGAAUAAGCAGGAAGCAGUUGUCACGAGUUAUAAUUAUGUCAAGCCAACAAGCCAAUCGCAAAUCGUUUUUGAACAACCCCAGAUAAGCAUCAAACAACCAACUAUUGUAGAGAGUUACAGUGUAAGACCUACCAUCAAAACUGAAAUUGUUCAGGAGGUUAAACCUUCCAUCUCACAGAGCUAUUCUUAUAGCCAACAGAAUUCAUUGAAUGGUUAUAAAUAUGAAGCUCCUCAAGUUUCUAUCCAAGAACAACCUCAAGUGACUUUCGAAAAGCCAACCAUAUCCAGCAGUUUCAAUGUCGAAUCAGGUUAUAAAUAUGACAGACCAUCUGUAGUUUUUGAAGAAAGACAAAAACCAGUUCAGCCUCAAAUUACUAUCCAAGAACAACCUCAAGUGACUUUCCAGAAGCCAACAAUUUCAAGCAGUUUCAAUGUCGAAUCAGGUUAUAAAUAUGAUAGACCAUCUAUAGUUUUCGAAGAAAGACCGAAGACAGUUCAGCCUAUUGUUCAACAAAACAUUGUUCAAUCUGUGGUACAAAAAGAAAUUCAGCAACCUAUAACUCAGCAACAACAAGUGACUAGUUAUCAGUACUUCCAACCAGUUGUUCAACAACCAAGAGGUUUCACAAAAACAUCUUUCCAACAAGAAGCUGUGAAGACAUACUCAUACUCUAAUCCUGUGAGGAAUCAAUACGUCGUGAAGCCAGCUUCUAUAGUUUCAACUAAUUAUAGAGCUCCUGUUUACAAGAGCCAACAAGUAGAGUUCCAAGGUUAUGGAUACCCCAAGCCACAAGUUCAAUUCGUAGAAGAACCCCAAGCUGUUGUUACAAAUUAUGAAAAUAAAGUACCAGUCGUCGAAGCACCAAUAGUGCCUAAAAAGGCUUACGUCUUAGGAAAUAGUUUCCAGUACCAGAAGACAGUACCUAAAGUACAAUUUGCUAAAGAAGAACGUGUUUAUGCAACACCAAAACCAACUUUCAUUUCUACCAUUAACUCCAUUGUGACCAAGAAAGUCAAUCCUCAGCCUCAAAGAGAAUUUAUUUACUACGACAGCCGUUUGGAUAAUACUAGACAAAACCAGUACUUCCAAACUUCAAUUCCUGUUCAGAACGAAAUCAGAGGAUACAGUUAUCCUGAACCAAGCAUCAAAUUUGAAGAAUCUCCAAAAAGUUCACACCAACAAAGCUAUCAGUACUACCAGUCUAGUCAAGUCGAACAAAGACCUGUUCAAAUUCAACAACAAAUCUUCACUACCCCAAGACCAACAUACCAAUCAACUAUCAAAUCUGUUAUUAGUCAGAAACUGGAACCUCUGGAAGAACAAUUCAUAACUACACCUGCACAAAUCCAAUAUCUGGAAUCUACAACUCUGAAACCGUUUGCUUCUGUAACAACCUCUUACCUACCUGCGCGACAGAGGAUUCCUAAUGUAGAAAUUAACGGUAAUGUAGGUCAAAAGUCUCGUGGUUACAGUUAUCAGUAUAACCAACAAGCCAAUACCCAGAAGCAGGUUGUUGUUGAAAAUCAGGAAUAUAAUCGACCCGUGUAUUACUCAACUGAAAGACCAGUAGAAGUUCAAAAAGUCACACCUGUCACGCAAAAAUAUUUCUAUUACGAUAGUCGACUGACUGGUACACAAGCUCCUGAAGUACAAUACUUAGAAACAUCAACUAGAGCACCAAUCAUCCAGAAGACUCAAAGUGUUGAGUUCCAAGGUUACGAUUAUCCAAAACCCCAAGUUUCAUUCGAGGAAGACCAAACAAGUUAUGGAAAUAAGAUUCCCGUUGUAGAAGCUCCCAUUGUACCAAAGAAAGCUUAUGUGACAACAGGUGAAAGCUAUAUCUACAACGAAAAAGUGAAUACACAAUCUAGACCAGUAGUCCUGGAGAAUUUCGUAGCUGAGAACUAUCAACAACAAAACUCGAACUCACAGUUGGGUCAAAUUGAAUACACCACCACUAGGCCAACUUACAUAUCAACAGUGACCUCAGUAGUUGCUGAAAAACAACCUGUCAAUCAAGAAUUCUCUUACUACGAUAACAGAUAUUCUGGUAACUCUAGAACAAGACUGGUAUCUCAAAACGUUAAAUCCUCCUCAUCUCGAGGAUACAGUUAUCCCAAACCUAAAUUGCAAUUGUUGGAAGAACCACAACAAUUAUUGACAACAGUUGAAGUCAACAAGGGAGCCCAGCCAACCAUUUUGGAAAAUUACGUAUCACCUGACUACCAGAAAUACGAUGUGUCAAUAGAAUCAAGUACACCAGUUACUCUUCUAAACCAAAAUGUCAGACAAGAAGUACUACGAUACGAGAGUAGACCACAACCUGAAAUUGCUGAAGUUACUCAAGCUCCAAUUGAAUUGAAUCUUAAAAUAUCCUCGUCAACUCCAGCUAUUGUGCAAAAGUUAGAGCAAGUGCAACCAAUUGAGCCGUUCUAUUAUUAUGACAGUAGAUUGUCGUCAACUGAAGUUCCAGAGAUCGAGGUUGCUCAAGAAAAGGAACAAGUGCCUCAAGUAUACCGUCAAGAACUUACCAGUUACGAUAGUAGGUAUAGAACAUCUGGUCGACAAGAUUUGAAAAUCAAAUCUCAACCUAGUGUAACGAUUAUUGAACAAGAACAACCAGUUGGAAAGAUCACAAAUGAAGAGGAAUAUACCCUGGACACAUCCACUGAAAGACAGUAUGUCCAGAUAGAAACGAGUGAGCCAUCAUCAACAUACUUGCCCAUAAGAAAAAGAAUAAGGGUUACCAAACCUUCAAGAAAGUACCUUCCCACAUCUCCCAGUACCACAUAUCUACCAAGUAUUACUCCAGCUAUAGUUUCAAAUGAGUACUUACCAAUAGCCUCCAGUGAAGCUUCUGCUGAAGGUGGAAUAUCAGUUGAAGAUUACCAAAACUUUGAACUAGUUAGGAAGAAGAACCGACCAGUUAAAGUUGUAAAGAUAGUACGACCACGAGUGAAGACAGUAGUAGUGAAAAAGAAUGAUUUUAACCCAUUCUUGUCAGCCAAACUUGGUGCCCAAUGCACCUGUACCUCAAACACUCUUGAGCUACGUAAAGAACCUUUGAGAAUCGAGGUGACAGAUGACGAAGAAGAUGAGAAUGAUGAUGGUAUCUUAGUUGAAAAGAAUGACGGAGAAACUAUUGUUGUGGAAAAUUAUGAAUCCGGCAAAGACAUUGUUACACCAGAACCAGAAGUAUACAUAAAAUCUAGUACUGUAGAAAUUCCAAGCAGUACCUACAGAUUAAAGAAGGUGAACAGAGGUAGAAGUCGGGCUCAGAAUGUCGUCAUUGAAAAUAUCUCAAGAAAGAAAUCUAGAGUGAACAUUGAGGCUUCUGAUGUGAACAUAGUGACGUCAAGGGUAAGAGUGAAGACUCCAAGAAUCGAUAUUGUAGCUGAUGAUAACGCAGAAGUUAACAUUGAAACUGGAAGUUCUAGGGCUAAACUUGUAGAAGUUGAAUCUGGUGAAAACAUCGCAAUCACCUCUAAGAACUUCGACAGAUAUGGCCCAGGAGGUUUGAGAAGUGUAUCAGAAACCCUACAGGGUGUUGAUUGUCAAAGGGCUGGUCUUUUCAGACAUCCAACUCAAUGUAACAAAUUCUACUCUUGCAGAUGGGACUGUAAGAAGAAUAAAUUCACCUUACACAUGUUUAACUGUCCUGUUCAUCUCACUUUCGAUAAUAAUUUGGGUGCUUGUAACUGGCCAAGUCAAGGACCUGCUUGUUUGGAAAAUACACUGUUGCCAAGUGAAUAAUUUCGUAACGAUAUUGUCGUUUUCCAAUUCGUGAUUUAAAUCUACAUUUUAGUGUCGCUAUUAUUUGUAAAUAACUGAUGUGUUUUAUUUUUCUAUUCUCGAUUUAUGUAUAUAAUCUCGUUUUAUUCAACAUCUUUGUCAUUUUAUUAUUUAUUUCACGUUGCAUUUAGCAUUCUUCUGAUGGUUUGUUGAGUUUUUUUUUAUUUUUAUAUGAUUUUAUGAUGGCAUAAAAAUCGUUUGUAGAGCAUUUUUAUAGAAUAAACAUUCAAAUAAUA